CAGUAUAUUCCUUGCCCACUCACCCACCACCCACCACCACUCCUCCCCCAUCCACGUGUCCCACAAUCUGCUCCCGCUGCCACUAACCCACCUACACGCCGCCGUCCCGCCAACCGACCUUCCGACGUCGAGUCAAAACAAUACUCGAGGCACUCCAUCGGUCAACAAUUUUCAGCCACCCGCAACCAGCCCGCAACUGCAGAGACUUCAGUCCGUUACCGCGCCCAUAGACUGCAGUAGAGGAGACCUUGCAAGCUCCCCUCCUUCCUAUCAGCCUCUAACAACACAAAACCGACACCAUUUCCACCCCGUCUCCACCCGUUAUAGGUCCCUCUCCUAGGUCUACCACAUCUUCAAAAUCAUCUCCUGUAUCCACUACUUCAACUAGCACUGGUGGGACUUCUUCUAGGCUUCGUCCACUUCUACCGAAACCAACAGCGCCUCGCGAGCCGUCUACUCGACCCGUUAGCACUGCAACCAAACAGCAGCUAGCGGCGGCUAGAAUGGACAAGCUUCCAUGGCGCACUACAUCGGGGGGGAAAAAGGGACCAUUCACUGUGGAUGCUGGAGGAGGGCAAGGUGUCUACAAUGGGAAAGUAAAUAGUGCUCGGGUCCCGGAACGACCCCCUUCUGCCGCGUCUUCCCGCCUCUCCAAUCCUCCAACACCUGCCAUGUCGCCUUCCAUUCCAAUCAAUCGACACAACUUUCCUUACCCUCCACAGGGAUACCAAUCAUUCUCUCAACCAUCAAGUAUAGGACACAGCGGCAGUGGUUCUUUCCAUGGUAAUGACCAUUCGUCGAUUGCCACCACCCCUACGCCAAUGACUCCUAUUGAUAUUGUUGGAGUGAGUUCUAGCGUCCCACGAAACAGCUUUUCCCAGGGUGUUCAGCCCUCUUCACACUCUCAACUAUCCUCUUCUAGAUCAAAGCGUUCUGUUCCCAUGAUAUCCACUACUCCCGUAGAACCUCCUCCUUCCUCUUGGGGUGCAUCUUUUCCUGAUCAACAGGGUGAAAAUGAUGCGAAUAGCAAGCCAUUCGACUGGACGUCUCUUCCGAACCCCGCGAAUUGGUUUUCUCCGUUGGGCACGGUUCAAAAGACCACCUGUAAUGAUGAUCCCAUCGAUCCAGCUGUAUUUGCCAGCCUUGCUGAUCUGGUCGAGCGAAAUCAGGGUAAAAUGAACGACAGUGCUUCCAUCGAUUUUAUGGGCGCUUUGAACGCAAAUACGUCUCCGAAAGCUGCUAGGAGCACUGCCCAUUCAACUUCACAUCCUGGAGGUACAAGCCUUUUGAGUCGUCGCUUGCAGCACCAACAGCAGACUAGCUCUGAUGGUCAGAACAUACAUUCAAGCAGUCAAUCUUCGGCUAACUCUCCUGGCAUCUUGCACAAUUCCGGGGGGCUAUCUGGAUUCCCUGGUCCUCAGCAGCAGUACAAUCAUGUCACCUUUGCACAGCCUGGUAAGGUGAGUAAAGGUGCAUCUAACCAACCCUUGACGCCUUGGCCUUUAUCCGAGAGGGCAAUGGGUUCGAGCGAGACCCCCGUGACAACACCCGGCGGUAGUGAUUUCGGAGUCAACAGCCCCUUUGAGAUGGGUAUUACCGGCUCGUGGCAGCAGGAAUCGAUGGCCAAACAUGAGUUACAGGGCUCAAACAGUAGUUCACGAUAUCCGCCCAUUGCUCCACGUCGGCGUGAAGCACCUCAGCAUCCUGCUCCUGUGUUCCAGACACACCGGGGAAGUGUACCAUCCUCCGAGCAUGCCUCGAGAGCCGGCUCUGAAGCUCCUCAUGACGGGCCCAUGCCCGGCGGCGUUUCACUCAAUGGUUUACCUCCUUUGCCGAACGGAUUGUCUCUUGAGCAUCUUGCCCAGUAUGGAGCUGCAGGUUUAGAAAUGGCUUUGAGAGUGGGCAUGGGUAUUGGUAUGGGCUUGAGUCAGCAAACGCAGCAAACGAAGCAAACUGUUGAUGUUGCAUCCCCGCCUUGGCCACUUACCAAAAGUGUUCCUACGCCAUCCUUUUCUCAAAAUCCGUCGUCCCCUGAAGCAUCGUCUCGUAAGGGACGAAAAGACUCAAACAUCGUCAGCGACAUCCUUCAAGACGACUUCCUCACUGCUCGCGUUCCUAGCACUCCUCUUAUGACCCCACCACUCAAUGGUUUUGGGUCUUUCCCAGUUACUCGUCGACCAUCUCAGAGCGAUGCCACAAGCCCGUUACCCGAGGUUGGUCCUCCGGAGCAGGUGGCUGAGAAGGAUCCUCUUGCUGCGCAAGUCUGGAAAGCAUACGCAAGAGCCAGAGAUACCUUGCCCAACGGGCAGAGGAUGGAGAAUCUGACCUGGAGAAUGAUGCAUCUUACACUGAAGAAGAAGGAAGAGGAGCAAGCGGCAAAGGAGAAGGAGGAAAGAGAGAAAGAAGAUAAGGAGGCUGCUGAGAAGGAAGCAGCAGAAGCAGCAGCAGCAGCAACAGCAGCGGCAGCAACAGCAGCAGCAGCCGCUGCAGCCGCAGAAUUGCCUCCUGUGGAGGAAAGACGAGGAAGAACAAAGGGGAAGUCAAGAAUUGUUGGUUUUGCUGGAGCAACAAGCUCAAAUUCCCAAUCGCCAAACGGCAUGGAUAUCGAUUGGCGAGCAGCAAGCCGAUCCCGUUCUCGCAUACCCAUGGAUAUUGAUUGGCGUGCUUCUUCCAGGUCACGCUCCCGUUCUGCGGCUCCAUUCCGCAACCCCUUCAGUGAAGCUCACGCUCAUCACCUUCUUGCUGCAGGCGGAACACCUAUCGCAGAGAUGGGCCAAUACAUGGCCGGACAUGGUAGUCUGAACAUUCACGCCGCUAACGCCCACUCGACAAGCCAUCAUGGCAACCAGAAUCAAUAUCACCAUGCUUCAUCUCUCCCUGGUCCUUCUAGCAUGAUGCUGCAAAGCUUGAGUCAGUUACCCGAGAAAGAAGGAGAGCAGGAUGAAGUGCAACAAGCUGUCGAGCACAUGAAUGGGGCUGACUUGUACCCCGCCUCUGCACCUCAGAACAGGAGCGCGCUGGAGCAUCUUCAGAUGUCUCUCGCGAGUGGGCUUAAUCCUUCCGAAGAAGCUACGUCUAACUUACCUGGAAUCAAUGGUCCAGGUCUCUAUACACAUAGCCAAGAAAACUUCCAUCCUCAUUAUGGGUUUCUUCCUCGUCGUGUGCGAAAGACAUCUUUCGACCACACUGUGAAAUUGUUGGAAGAGGGUGAACCAUCCAGCUCUCCUCAAUUCAUGUCCAAUCCUCGCAAGCGCCAUGCCGAAGCCUCUCCUCAAGGGGGCGCGAAUAGUCCUCUUCCAGAAGGUGACAGCGGCUUCCCCACAUCAAACUUCACCUUCAGCUUCCCUCAAUCCUACGAGAAUUUUUUUGACCUAGCUGCCGCAAGUGCAACUCCUUCAGGGACCCAAGAAAACAAUGAUGUGAACCAUGAAGGUGAUGACGACCUUGCAGACUUGACAGACUGGGCAAGUCAUCCUGUUACAGCGGAUACGUCAGCGUUUGGUUCUCCUUCGGCGUUUGGUCACAUUGAACCCGGAAUGUCCCUUCCUUCGAUGCCUCAAGCUACAGGCGACAAUCCUUUUGAUUUUCAGCAGCUCAUGCACCUCUACCUCAAUGCAAACUCAUCUGCGAGCCCGUUUACCCACAUCAAUCCCUCUCAAGUUCUUGGGGCCGUGCCCGGUCAGGCCGCCAACGAAUUCUCUCCCAGUGCCGUCUCUCCCCAAAGCGGUGCUCCUACGCCCAGUAACAACAGCUCAGGUAACAACAUCCGGCCAUUACCAAAAGCUGUAGGCGGUAAGGCUGUAGACAACAGACAGAUGCCGCCACCGAACAGAUCUAGCAGUACUCCUAAUCUCGCUGCUCUGAGGAUGUCUUCUCAAAGCGAAUCAUCAAAGCACGGUCGUACUGCCUCAACUAAUGCAUCAGGAAACGCUGGGUCUGGUUCCAGUAAAGGGAACAAGGGAUCAAGUGGAAAUAAUAAGUCCCGACCAGGUACGCCGACGAGUGAAAAUGAAGGCGGGCCAGGCUCUAUCAUGCCUAGUGGUGAGAAUCCCACAAUGUGUACAAAUUGUCAGACGACAAACACUCCUUUAUGGAGACGAGAUCCAGAUGGGCAGCCGUUGUGCAAUGCGUGUGGACUUUUCUACAAACUGCACGGUGUCGUUCGACCCUUGUCGCUCAAGACGGAUGUUAUUAAGAAAAGAAACCGAGCGGGUCCUGGACCGAAAGAAAGCAACCCUUCCCGCAAGAACAGUGUCGCUUCGUCUAAAAAUGUGUCUGUGCGGUCAAAGCCCAGCUCGCCAACAGUUGCGUCGUCUGCAAAUUCCGGUGGCGGAAGCAAGAAGGCAAGGCAUGCUUCUGAUGCUCCUGUUGAAUGAGCGAAUGAAUAGGAGCAGUGGGAGCGGAGAUUCGGGGAGAGGCGGUUUGUCGCUCGCGUAGCGGGCUCUGAUUACGCCUGACGUUCCACUUUUAUGUUUUUCACUUCCAUAUUAUUCGGUUACCAUUUAUCCUACCGUUUUCAAACUUAUACCGUUGAGCUACUCUCGGGCCCGUGCAUCCAACGGUACCAUGUAUGAAUUCUUAAAACCUCUGGGUCUCUAAAAAGAGGCUCGGUUCUUAAAUGUUAGAUACGAUUACAACUGUUUAUUGGUUUCUUUCGGUUGAGUUUUGGGGAGAUUAUUUAGGACGCUCGUUGAUCAUCAUCGAA
Molecule: messenger RNA, 4705 nt
Organism: Cryptococcus deneoformans JEC21
Lineage: Eukaryota; Fungi; Basidiomycota; Tremellomycetes; Tremellales; Cryptococcaceae
Product: transcriptional activator, putative
Exons: 5
Coding region: 504-4376 (1290 amino acids)
Biological process (GO): negative regulation of transcription by RNA polymerase II; positive regulation of transcription by RNA polymerase II
Molecular function (GO): DNA-binding transcription factor activity, RNA polymerase II-specific; RNA polymerase II cis-regulatory region sequence-specific DNA binding; zinc ion binding
Source: RefSeq, a predicted model, not a curated record